Molecule: messenger RNA, 1836 nt
Organism: Geosmithia morbida
Lineage: Eukaryota; Fungi; Ascomycota; Sordariomycetes; Hypocreales; Bionectriaceae
Product: Major Facilitator Superfamily
Exons: 1
Coding region: 1-1836 (611 amino acids)
Biological process (GO): transmembrane transport
Molecular function (GO): transmembrane transporter activity
Source: RefSeq, a predicted model, not a curated record
AUGACGGUUGACCGGGAUCAAGGCCCGGCAAUUGGCGGUGCUAUAUCAGAAGUCGAGAACAACGAGGGACCCGACUUCUGUAUGAACGAGAAACGCCACCCUGGUGACGAUGGACGGCAACAACAGCAAACCAUAGACGAGAACACGAGAAUCACAUAUGUCUACCUCACCUUCGACACGGAGCUACCGUCACCGCAUUAUUCGCAUCCCCCGACUACCGAACCUCCGUCUCCUGAGCCUCCAAAACUCGCCGCAUACAACUCGCCUUUGACAUGGCACCCGUCGCGCAAGGGUAUCGUACUGGCGUUGGGUUGCAUCUCUACAUUCCUCACUGCUUACUGCGCCGGGUCAUACUCCCCUCCCUCAGCCAUCAUGGCGGAGGACCUCCACACGACACAUACGGUCAGCUUGGUGGGUAUUACAACGUUCUGCAUGGGGUUCGGUCUAGCCCCCAUGGUCUUGGCGCCCGUGUCGGAGAUCUGGGGGCGGUACCCAGUUCUCGUCAUGGCCGAGAUCAUCUCCGUAAUAUUCCUCGUGGCCUGCGCCGUCAUGAACAACAUUGUCGGCAUGCUCAUCUCGCGUUUCAUGGUGGGCGCAGGUGUCAGUGUUUUUAGCUCCGUCGUGGGCGGUAUCAUGGCCGACCUUUGGCACAAGGAGGAGCGCAAUACGCCCAUGGCCCUAUUUAGUGGCAGUGUGCUCAUGGGCACCGGUGCAGGGCCGCUCGUAGCCGCAGCCAUUGUGGACCAGGUCGAGGACCCGACGCAGGCUUGGAGGUGGUGCUUUUGGCAUCAGGUCAUCGGCAACGUUGUACUCCUGGCGGCUUUGGUGCUCUUCCUAAGCGAAACGCGUGCCUCUGUCCUGCUACGUCGUAAGGCUUACGUCCUCAACAAGUGGUACGUGGAGCUCGAGAAGAGUGGCGUGUAUGGUGCUCUCCUGAGAGAGAGAAGUAACGACCCAAACGACGCCGCCGACGACUGCUCACUCUCAUCGUCUUCGCGGAUAUCGACUGAUCGGACUGUUCUCCGACGUAUAAGAUGGAAGGUGCAGGCUGACGAGGAGCGCGCGUCCUUGGGUGCUAUGAUUGCUGCGUCGUCCGUGCGUCCAUUCUACAUGCUCGUCACCGAGCCCGUCGUCUUCUUCUUCUCUCUCUGGGCAGCAUUCGCCUGGGGAAUCCUGUACCUGGCCUUUGCCGUCAUCCCGUACCUUCAUGCCGCCGACUUCAACGCCUGCAUGCGCUCGUACGUGGCCAUGAUUGCCGGUGCCGCCGUAGCCACCGUGGUGAGCAUCUGGCAGGAAGACUUGCUGAGUCACAGCAAAUGGCGACGGGUCAGCGAAGAAGACGAUGACUCGGACGAAUCACCCUUUUGGAAGUUUGUGCGCCGCCACCUCCCGGCCGAUGCCCCCGAGGCUCGUCUAUACUUCACGUGCAUAUCAGGACUGUUCCUCCCCGCUGGGCUUCUGGGCGCCUUCCUUGUCCCGUUCACAUCUGAUCCAGAAGAUGAAGGUACAGCUCUGGCCAUAGGCAUAGGCUUCGCAACGUGGGGCAUCUACGCCGUAUACCUCGCUUCGUUUAACUAUCUGGCAGACAUGUACCACGUGUACGCAUCAAGUGCACUGGCCGCCAACUCCUUUUGUCGAAAUAUGCUCGGCGGCAGCUUUCCCGUCGUCACGCGUUACAUGUUUGAUAGUAUGGGUGUGCGGGGCGCGGGUGGAAUGUUGGGCGGCCUGGCUUUGGCUCUGACUGUUACGCCGUAUGUGCUUGUUGCUUGGGGGAGCAAGAUACGCUCUAGGAGUAAGAUGGCCAUGGUACGUUUGUUCUUCCCUCUUCAAUAUUAG